AUGAUCCUCUCGGCGAGCGCUUUCAGGCACCAAACUCUGAGAUUGCGUCCACGGGGGUGUGGCGGGCUGAGGGGCCCUGCGGCCCUAAAUGGGCUUUCUCCAGGCAGAGCCGUUUCCUCCACCGCAGGGACCACGGGCGUAGCUCUUCCUUUGCUUGCUUCUCUUCCACACCUGCGAGCAGGCACCUCCGUGCAGCAGGCACCCCGCCGGCCUGGUCUCCAAAGGAUCCCCGAACCCAGGGUGAGCUUGUCGGCCACAGACUGUUACAUUGUGCACGAGAUCUACAAUGGGGAGAACGCCCAGGACCAGUUUGAGUAUGAGCUGGAGCAGGCCCUGGAAGCCCAGUACAAGUACAUCGUGAUCGAGCCCACCCGCAUCGGAGAUGAGACCGCUCGCUGGAUCACCGUGGGCAACUGUCUGCACAAGACCACCGUGCUGGCCGGCACCGCCUGCCUCUUCACGCCCCUGGCACUGCCCCUAGAUUACUCCCACUACAUCUCCCUGCCCGCGGGCGUGCUGAGCCUGGCCUGCUGCACCCUCUACGGCAUCUCCUGGCAGUUUGACCCCUGCUGCAAGUACCAAGUGGAGUACGACGCCUAUAAACUGUCCCGCCUGCCCCUGCACACACUCACCUCCUCCACCCCCGUGGUGCUGGUCCGGAAGGACGACUUGCACAGGAAGAGACUGCACAACACGAUAGCGCUCGCCGCCCUGGUGUACUGUGUAAAGAAGGUGUACGAGCUCUACGCCGUAUGAUCGCACGGCCCGAGCGAGCAGGCCGCCGGCCCACGGAGACAGCCGACGGUGCAGGUCGCGCAGGGACAUUUUUUGCUCCAUGAGGCAACAGAGCCCGGGAAGGUGUUUGGUUUAAUAGUUGUUAUUUUUAAAAAUAACACAGAUCACAAAUGUACCAAGGGUUUUUUCAACUCGCCACACUGAGCUGUGGCCUUCCGCAGCCCACAGGGAGUCUGCGGCCGUGGAUCCUGACGGCAUGGAAUGUUGAUGGAAGCUGAGGGGUGUGUGCGCGCCGGGUGGGGGUCUUGAAGUUGAUUGUUUAACUACCUUCCAGAGCCAACCAGAAGCAAUUGACCAUUAAAAUGAUGAGAAUUUCAACUCCAGGUGUCUUUGCUUUUCAUGACUGUGCCGGUAGCUGCUGCCGUCGGCCCGUGGAUGGGCAGCAGAGGCCGCCCUGCGUCUGGCUGCAGCCUGUGCCAGCAUGGGACUAGAGCAGGCCCUGAACAGGGCAGGCCUAGACCCACCCAGCGCCAUCUCCGGUCUCACCCAGCCUGGUUCCCAGGCCAGCACUGCUCACUGCCGUGCAGGGAUGGGGCAGGGGAGGGUGACAGGCCUGGAGGUCGCCGGGUCCCUGGUGCAUGUGGAGAACUGGGGUGUGACCUCUUGCCCAGAUGUGGGUUUAGGACACGAGAAGCUCAUGCCUGCACAUACUGAAAGCACUGAAGCUGUUCCUGACGUGGCCUGAACAGGCCUGUUCCGCGGCGCCGAGUCCUGUGCUGCUCCCACCCCGAAAGGCCUGUGAGCGCCGUCUCCCACGUUCCCUCUAAGCCUUUGCGUAAACGGAAAUGAUCCCUCCAAGAAGGUGGGCCCCUGCCUUAAUGGCAGCUUUCCUAACCUGCUCCCGGCCAUCCGUGAAGAGCUGUGGAGCACUUCCGGAGUAAGGCCCAUCUGGAAGGUCCCACUGGAGAGCAGUGACGAUCUGUACGAAGCCUCGGGUGAUGGACAUUUUUCCAGGGGGGACCCAGAGCUUUAAAGAUGGAAGGGACCCGUGGUGGGGCAAGCAUUUGAGAUCUUGCUCCUGGGCAGUGUUGUCAGUCUGGUUCAGAUAAACGCUUAAAAAUUCAAAGACAAAACAGAAGGAACCCCCGGCCGCCCAGCUUGAGAAGCUGCCUUAAUUGUACGGCCCUGGAGACACUAAGACUCAGCUGAGUGCCGGGGCCAGAAACGGUGUUGGGUAAACACUGCCGUUUCCAUGGAGGUCUGGUCACCGGACCCAGGUCAAUGGGCAGUGAGCCCAGACAGCCCUCAGCUCCACGGUGUGAGGCCCGCAACGACUGGGCUGCCUGACUGCUGGCCCCUGAGCCUGCUGGGCGGGAAUGGUCGGUGCUUUCCCAGGAGCCCAGAUUUGGACAGGGAGCCCCCGGCCCUGCCUGCAAGUCAGAUUUCACGGGGCGGCAGACAGACACCCCAGGUCUGCUGAGCAGGAGCCCUCACCAGACACGGAGGCCAGGGACGAGGGACAAAGUGAUGGCUGUCGGGUGUCCAUGGAGUGAGCACAGACUCUAGCUGAGCGGUGCCCCAGGCAGGGAAGGAGCCGUAGAGCCACCUCCCACACAGGGGUGUCCGGCCCUCUGCUGGUGCCACCUUCCCCCUGGACACAGCUGACACGGGUAAUGCUCACGUUCCAGGCCACAGCACUCUGAAGAAACGAAGUCGCUGCCACCUGAGAGGAGGUAGAGGCCAGGUGAGGUGGGCCGCCUCUGCAAGCCCACAGGCAUGAGUCCGUGUGUGUGUGUGUGUGACGAGGUCAUGCAGUUGACCUAGUACCCGAGUCCGGUUUUAACUACCCGCCUCUCCCAUUUCAGGGAAGAGCAGACCCCGGCAAGCUUGGACGGUCUCUCCUUGGUCCCGUCUGUCAGCUCCCGCCAGAGCAGUGUGCACAUCUGGUUCGGCAGCUGGUCCAGUGCUGCUGGGAGCCGGCCGAGUGCACCUCACACGAACCGCUGUCCCUCGGCACAGGUGUGCACGGCCUCGGUCGGGAAAAACUCGGUUUUGUUUUCAGCCUCUGAUUUUGGCAUAAAGCACAGGACAGCUUGCCUUUACCCUCGGACCAGUGAAACACCAAGAGUCUUGUAAAGUGGACCGUGUCUUUGAACUUUAUCUGAAGGCAGAACUAAGUCAGAAUCGUCCUUUUCCAACCUACCCAUCUGAAGUCAAGAAUAAAAGAUGGGAAAACCACCUCCAAGGACACGAGAGAAACUGGACACCACUACCCCUGGUGGCAGACAUUCAAACGUGGGUUUGAGCCAAAGGCCCAGCUCCCUCUCUGGGGUGCUCUUGUGCGGGGUGCACUCACCCUCAGCAAGUGCUCGCUGCCAUCCACGUCACAGCCCCAGCAGCCCCCCUUUACCGCCUGCUCUCAGGGAGGGCGCCCCGGAGGGCUGAGGUGUCCCCUGGGCAUCAGAGGGCCCUGAGCCACUGGCCCUUCAGUCCUCUUCCUAGUCGCUGAGGCCAGAGCACCGGUGGAGCGAGCACACCUGUGGAACCUCGGACCCUGCCGGCCCGAGAGCUGGGCAGACAGUGGGCCCAGCUAGUUUUAUGGAUUUGUUUGUGUUCUGUUACUUUCUAUUUAUACGGUAGAAUACAAAGUUUCUACAUUAAGCCUUAAACAGUGAGCAGCGUAAGUAAAAAAAAAAAAAAUGUUAGGCAGUUCAACCCAUAGGGUUCAGUGGUUGAGCAUCGACCUAUGAGCCAGGAGGUUUGAUUCCUGGUCAGAGCACAUGCCCGGGUUGCAGGUUCCAUCCCCAGGGUGAGGUGCAGGAGGCAGCUCAUCAAUAAUUCUCAUCAUUGAUGUUUCUCUCUCUCCCUCCCCCUCUCUGAAAUCAACAAAAAUAUAUUUUAAAAAUAAUAAAAGAACGUUAGGCAAGUA
Molecule: messenger RNA, 3664 nt
Organism: Eptesicus fuscus (big brown bat)
Lineage: Eukaryota; Metazoa; Chordata; Mammalia; Chiroptera; Vespertilionidae
Gene: TMEM11
Product: transmembrane protein 11
Exons: 2
Coding region: 1-756 (251 amino acids)
Biological process (GO): inner mitochondrial membrane organization
Cellular component (GO): mitochondrial inner membrane
Source: RefSeq, a predicted model, not a curated record